AUGCUACCCUAUUUCCAUGAGUAGAUUUUUGAACGCAACUCUGAAAGCAGGGUUAUCAAGGUUAAGUUAAAUUUAAAUGGAAUAACUCGUGACCUAUGACCCAUUGUAUCAAAACACAUGGAUAUCGACUGAUUGUUUCUGAGCUUGAGCUCUGAUAAAUCGUUUCAAAAUUUAUAUCAAAGAUGUUACGAAUAUUCGGCAUCGCGAAUCCAAAGUGCUCUGUCAGCUGUCACUUUCAUCUGACGUGUGCACGAGCUUCGACUGAAAGCAAUAAAACAUUUUCAAAAAAACUAGAAGAUGGUCCACAAUUCGAGGACUUUCUAAAAGAUACUGUUGAAGAGUACGAUGGAAAGUUAAAAUUGGAAAAGGGUGAGUCAGGACGACUGAGGCUACCACCAUGGCUGAAAACAGAAAUACCUAUAGGCAAAAGUUAUAGUAAAAUAAAAGCACAAUUAAGACAAUUACGGCUGAGCACGGUCUGCGAGGAAGCCAGAUGUCCAAACAUUGGAGAAUGUUGGGGUGGAGGUACUCAUGGUAUAGCAACCGCUACCAUCAUGUUAAUGGGAGACACAUGCACCCGUGGUUGUCGUUUCUGUUCCGUUAAAACUGCACGAACACCACCACCAUUAGAUGCAGAGGAACCGAUCAAUACUGCUAGCGCAAUAACAGACUGGGGUGUGGACUAUAUUGUUCUAACAUCUGUGGAUCGUGAUGAUUUAAAGGAUGGUGGGGCCAGUCAUAUCGCAUCCACUGUUAAGGAAAUAAAAAAUAGAAGUAAUAUUCUAGUAGAAUGCCUGGUGCCAGACUUCAGAGGGAACGAGGAUUGCGUUGCUACGAUUGUAAAUUCCAAUCUAGAUGUGUUUGCACAUAAUAUCGAAACUGUGGAGCGUUUAACUCCCUUCGUUCGAGAUAGACGCGCUCAAUAUAGGCAGUCACUGGCCGUAUUAAAAGCGGCUAAAAAGUUCAAUCCCGAUUUAAUCACAAAAUCAUCGAUAAUGUUGGGCCUUGGUGAGACCGAUGAGGAAAUUGAACAAGUAAUGCGGGACCUAAGAGAUGUUGGUGUGGAUGCUCUAACAUUGGGACAAUACAUGCAGCCCACUAAAAGGCAUUUAAAGGUCAUCGAAUAUGUAACGCCCGAGAGAUUUAAAGCAUGGGAAAGUGCAGGGAAUCAAUUAGGUUUCUUGUAUACCGCUAGCGGUCCAUUAGUGCGGUCAUCGUAUAAAGCUGGAGAAUAUUUCUUAACAAAUAUAUUGAAAAAACGGAAGAAGCAACAGAUAAAUGACCAAACUGCAUAGUGAAAAAAGAAUAAAAUAUAGUCGUGUAAAAAAUAAGUUUAAAUUCUCUUUUUUCUUAUGGCAUUCGGUUAUGUAAUGUUUUAGUAAAUAUGUAUAUAGCUUUGGAUUUUUAUAUAUAUAAUUUAGUAGAAAGUUUUCUCUUAUUUUUCUUCUCGUAUAUAAUUUUUUAAAGAAUUUUUCAGAUACGAUCGAUUAUAGAACGGCGUGUCUCAAAUUUAUAAAAUUGAAUAUUUACGAUUAAUUGUAAAUGUGCUAAAUUAAGUUAUUUAAUUUAUUUAUUAAUUGUUUAUAUUGUAAAUAUGUGUAGUAGAAAAACGAAUGUAAUUAGCAAUUGAAGACAACUUCAAUGUACAUACAAGGAUACGAUACUGAAGCGAAUACUAUGUAUAUUUGUCAGGACGUUAAUCCAAAGUAUCAGUCAUGUAACUUUUUCUCUAGAGCGGAACCGUGAAAAAUGAAAAAUUUUGCCAUUAAUUUCAAUGAUAAUAUUUUUCACUCUUCACAUUUACGCUUUAAGGAAAAAGUAAAAUGAUCGAUACCCAGGACAAAAGCUACAUUAUUAAAAAUAUCGUAUCUUAAUUUAAUCGUAAACAGAUUUAAAACAUUUUACUAUGUAAAUAGACUGAUAAUAAAUAUUUUAUCGGA
Messenger RNA from Formica exsecta, 1940 nucleotides. It is a transcript of the gene Las, whose product is annotated as lipoyl synthase, mitochondrial. Lineage: Eukaryota; Metazoa; Arthropoda; Insecta; Hymenoptera; Formicidae. Bases 183 to 1295 code for a protein of 370 amino acids. Gene Ontology annotation, molecular function: 4 iron, 4 sulfur cluster binding; lipoate synthase activity. The record is from RefSeq and is a predicted model, not a curated record. The transcript is spliced from 6 exons. Gene Ontology annotation, biological process: lipoate biosynthetic process. Gene Ontology annotation, cellular component: mitochondrion.